AUGGCCACGGCGGCUUCUAACCCCUACCUGCCGGGGAACAGCCUGCUGGCGGCCGGCUCCAUUGUACACUCGGACGCGGCGGGAGCCGGCGGCGGCGGGGGCGGCGGCGGCGGGGGCGGCGGCGGCGGCGCGGGCGGCGGCGGGGGCGGCAUGCAGCCCGGCAGCGCCGCCGUGACCUCAGGCGCCUACCGAGGGGACCCGUCCUCCGUCAAGAUGGUCCAGAGCGACUUCAUGCAGGGGGCCAUGGCCGCCAGCAACGGCGGCCAUAUGCUAAGCCACGCGCAUCAGUGGGUCACGGCCCUACCCCACGCCGCCGCCGCCGCCGCCGCCGCUGCCGCCGCCGCCGUGGAGGCCAGCUCGCCGUGGUCCGGCAGCGCCGUGGGCAUGGCCGGCAGCCCCCAGCAGCCGCCGCAGCCGCCGCCGCCGCCGCCGCCGCAGGGCCCCGACGUGAAGGGCGGCUCCGGUCGCGACGACCUGCACGCGGGCACCGCGCUGCACCACCGCGGGCCGCCGCACCUCGGGCCCCCGCCGCCGCCCCCGCACCAGGGCCACCCGGGGGGCUGGGGGGCCGCCGCCGCCGCAGCCGCCGCCGCCGCCGCCGCCGCAGCCGCCGCACACCUCCCGUCCAUGGCCGGGGGCCAGCAGCCGCCGCCGCAGAGUCUGCUCUACUCGCAGCCCGGGGGCUUCACGGUGAACGGCAUGCUGAGCGCGCCCCCGGGCCCGGGCGGCGGCGGCGGCGGCGCGGGCGGCGGCGCCCAGAGCCUGGUGCACCCGGGGCUGGUGCGCGGGGACACGCCCGAGCUGGCCGAGCACCACCACCACCACCACCACCACGGGCACCCGCACCCGCCGCACCCGCACCACGCGCAGGGGCCUCCGCACCACGGCGGCGGCGGCGCGGGGCCCGGGCUCAACAGUCACGACCCGCACUCGGACGAGGACACACCGACGUCGGACGACCUGGAGCAGUUCGCCAAGCAGUUCAAGCAGCGGCGCAUUAAACUCGGCUUCACGCAGGCCGACGUGGGGCUGGCUCUGGGCACGCUGUACGGCAACGUGUUCUCGCAAACCACCAUCUGCCGCUUCGAGGCCCUGCAGCUGAGCUUCAAGAACAUGUGCAAGCUCAAGCCGCUGCUGAACAAGUGGCUGGAGGAGGCGGACUCGAGCACCGGCAGCCCCACGAGCAUCGACAAGAUCGCGGCGCAGGGCCGCAAGCGCAAGAAGCGGACCUCCAUAGAGGUGAGCGUCAAGGGCGCGCUCGAGAGCCACUUCCUCAAGUGCCCCAAGCCCUCCGCGCAGGAGAUCACCAACCUGGCCGACAGCCUGCAGCUGGAGAAGGAGGUGGUGCGGGUCUGGUUCUGCAACCGGCGCCAAAAGGAGAAGCGCAUGACGCCGCCCGGGAUCCAACAGCAGACGCCCGACGACGUCUACUCGCAGGUGGGCACCGUGAGCGCCGACACGCCGCCGCCGCACCACGGACUGCAGACGAGCGUGCAGUGA
Molecule: messenger RNA, 1500 nt
Organism: Prionailurus viverrinus (fishing cat)
Lineage: Eukaryota; Metazoa; Chordata; Mammalia; Carnivora; Felidae
Gene: POU3F3
Product: POU class 3 homeobox 3
Exons: 1
Coding region: 1-1500 (499 amino acids)
Biological process (GO): brain development; regulation of transcription by RNA polymerase II
Cellular component (GO): nucleus
Molecular function (GO): DNA-binding transcription factor activity, RNA polymerase II-specific; RNA polymerase II cis-regulatory region sequence-specific DNA binding
Source: RefSeq, a predicted model, not a curated record